Molecule: messenger RNA, 9243 nt
Organism: Cinara cedri
Lineage: Eukaryota; Metazoa; Arthropoda; Insecta; Hemiptera; Aphididae
Source: the annotation of a GenBank genome assembly
CUGGCUGCCUUUUCGCCUGUACACUCCGACUGCCGCCGAGCCGCAAAGACGUCACGUUACGCGUAAGUAUGCCUAGAAUAUUAUUUACAAUUAUUAUUUAUUAUAAUACUGUCGUUAUUUUCUCGAUUCCGCCGCCGCGUAGACAACAAUUAUAUUCGCUGUAACCGUAUUUUCCGUAGCCGUUUUCGGACGGUAUCACUCUAAUAUCAGACAUGAAUGUUUAUAAAAUUAUGUGGGUACAGGUCGACGGCCGAUCCGUCGGUCGGCGGCCGCCGUUGGUCGCUUAUCCGUACUGUGUCGAGCGAUAAUAUAGUGUUAUUAAUUGCCGCUGUUUUUUUUUUUUUUUUUUUUUUUUUUUUACAUAUACUAUCAGUUUUACGAAAAUAUCGAACGACGUAAAAACCAACCGCGCCAACGACGCCGCCGCCGUCGAGCCGUCCGCGUCUCGUAAGUAUAUAGGACGUACCCAGGUUACGUCGACGGGCAGUCUAACGUUUUGUUUCAAUACUAUCGUCCAUUUUUUUUUUUUUUUCUGUUUUUUUUUCGCCCCGUUCGUUAUUAUUAUUUUGUAGGUAUUAUUAUCGCUGUUACCUACAGCAUCCGAUACACGCGACAAUGAUACCCGCUCGUCGUUUAUAUUUUUAUGAUCAAUUAUUAAUCGAUGCGCAUCAUGUUCAGUAACAACGGGUCAAGUCCGUUGUAAAUUAUUGAUCCAUUGAUUUAAGUAGAUUACCAUGCGCAUUAAUAAUAAUAAUCCAACGGUUAGUCUUUUUAAGUACUAUAAUAUUAGGAACAAAUUUCGCGGGGAGGGGGUAAACAAAGUUCGAAAUAUUGACAGUUUUUAUCAAAAUUCGAUACGCGUUUAUGGUAUACAUUCUUCAGAAUAGGUGUAAAACUGUUUAAAUAUGAUUGAAAAUAAGACUAUAAAUUAGACGAUUCUAGUACGAUGACUGAAAAAAAAAACACUAGAUUCAAAUUUAAUAAUACACUCGUGCUCUAAAAAAAAUCACCUUGUUUAUCUUAAUUUAAGAUUAUUUAUUUACCUAGUUCUAUCGAUUUACUUAUUUAUUUGUUUUUAUUUUAUUUUGUUUAAUUGUCUAUGGCCGAACCAAAUUUAUAUUUUUCUUUCUUUUGUUGUUGACAAUUGUUUGUGCACGUUUAUGUUAGUUUAUAUGAUUAUUUAAUAGGUGAAAAAAAUUAUUACAACACAGUGUUAAUAAAGAACCAACAAUUUAUGUAUAUAUAAAAUAAAAAUACACAAACAUAUUAAGUAAACACGAAUUAUAAAACAAUAUAAUUAAGUCAAAAUAGUUUUUAGUUUAAUAAUAUUUAUAUUGUAUAAAUUAUUGAUUAAUUAUGAUAAUAAUAAUAUAGGUGCAUAGGUAUUGUAAUUCUUUCAUUGAAUAUGUAAUAUUAUGUGAUUGGUACUAUCAAAUACAAGUAGCGAACUAGUACGUGAUAUAUCUCUUUAAGAGGAUCAACUUUUUAUAUAGAUAAAAUUGUCUUGACCGAGCAAAAAUGCUUGAAUAUUUUAGACGAGAAUCUUCACAAUUUGUCCUAGAUCAGUGGUUCUCAACCUUUUGGAUUCGGUCACCCUCAUCCACGAUAACCCAACACUACGUCUCCCUGACAUCAAAAUAAUAGUUAUAAAUGUAGAAAAACUGACUAAGUCCCGCUUCAGAUAACGUAGCGUUGUCGCACGUCGAACGGACGUAUUUAUCGGAUCUAUAGUGUAGUUAACACUAUAAAUAGAAAUAAAUAAUACAAAGAUAAGAAUUUUGCAGUAUCUGUGCCGUUUAGUGUAAACAAUUAUUGCGUUGUUUGAGUGUGGUAGCAAUCACAUGAUUACCGUUACAAUAAUACGAUUUUAAAAAAAUUUCUAUAUUUUUAAACUUUUCCCCGAGGAUUUCUUGUCACCCCUACAUUGGAUCCAUGUCACCCCGGUUGAGAACCACUGUCCUAGAUACUGAAAAAAAAUUCAAACGUAAUUUAGAAGUUUUUUUUAUAAAUAUUCUAAGUUUAAAUUUUAACGAAAAUCGCCUAAAAAUCAUGGCAUUUCAAAACAUAAUAUUUAAUCAAACUUCGGCUCAGAAUCGUUUUUCGUUAGAAUUAUUUAUUUUCCUUGCAGAUAAAAUAACAAUUUGAAUAACUAUGUAUUCUAUACCUUCCUAACAUCCCACCUACGACAGUGAUAAACCCAUCAGUAAAAAUCAUCAGUAUUUGUGUACAACUAAAAGGUGAAAAUAUAUAGUUUAAACUAUAAGAUUAUAAUAACAUUCAAAAAAUAUUAUGUAUUACAUAAUAUAUGAAGAUGUAAACUUAUUGUGGUUAAUUUCCAUAGGUGUUUUAAAAUUUAAAUAUUGUUUAUUUAAAUACUUAACUGUACGUUAUCCUCAAAAUGUUUGGUUAUGUUACGCUCGUCGGUAAUUUGAAAAAUGACGUCACUGCACAAUAGAUAAUCGAGAACUGUCAAUCAUCGCCCCAUACUGUGAACGUCCAAUCGAUUGUUCCGCCCUCCCGAGCACAUUUUCCAGUAGUCAUUUCACAGGGUAGACGUACUCGUAUAUUAUUAGACACACACACACACACACACAUAUAUAUAUAUGUACACAUAUAAUAUAUGAGUAAUUUUAGUUUUGUGAAAUGUGCUUCGAGGGGAAAACACAAUUUCAAAAUAACGUAGGUUUACUGUCAUAGUAAGAUGAUAAAUAAAGUUUAUCAUCCAAUAUACUUUUUCGUAGAUACCCAAAGCAAAAAUUGUAUAAUAACAUCUGGGUAAUGGAAUUUACCACUUGUACUUUGAUAUAAAAGUAUUAAGUAAUAAUCAAAUAAAAAAUGAAAUUUGUUUUCCAAUGAUUUAUUUGGCGCCCAUUGGAAAAUUAUUGCUUAAAAUAGCUAAGGUUUAUAGUAAACAUAUGCAAAUAAAAUAUUCUAAUUAUCUAUAAACAAAACCUAAUCUUCUCUAUUUUUUAACAUUUAUAUAAGAGUAAUUUCCAGCAUUAUACUAAUAUGUGUUUCAGAUUCCGAGGCAGGGGGAUAAUGGAUUUAUAAUGAUGUUUAUUAUUUCUAUUAUUUUUUCUUUGAUCUCUAUUCUAGUCUUUCGUCUUUCGUCAGCAAUGGUUUAUCUUUGCUUAAGAAUAUAUAUGAAAUAACCUUAUGUAUCCUACAUUCCCAAUAAGAAUAUUACUCAACUCACUAAAUUGCAAAAUGAUUCAUUAAAAAUGAAAUAUCUAGUCAACGUAAUAACAGUAAUUAAAAAUUUUCACAUCAAGAUAUAUUUAAACUAGUUUAAAUAAAUAAAACAAUUAAUCAAAUUUUCAAAAAGUUUUCAAAUCGGUAAUUUUUAAAUAAAUAAUAUUAUUUAAAUGGAUAAAUUAACUGUAACAAAAAAUUUGAAAGACCAUACAAUAUCUAUGUUACUAGAAAUUUUGACGUUAAGGCCGUCCGAGACAGUCAAGUCACCUCCAUCGUUCAUAUCCUCGUUAUUCUGCUGUCGCAAUGAACGGCAAUCACAAAAUAGUUUUACAGCAAAAUAGCGAGGAUAUGAAUGGUUACGAUGAAAAAGCGAUGCCAUGUAUUAUUUAUCUGUCUGAAUCAUCACUGCACUGCUACGAGAGGCCGAGCACAAUCAAAUCGUCGUCACUGUUUAUAUUCUCGUUAUUUCGCUGUCGCAAUGAACGGCAAUCACAAAAUGGUUUUACAGCGAAAUAGCGAGGAUAUGAACGGUUAUGGUGAAAAAACGAUGGCGGUUUAUUCCAAAUUUAUUUGGAAAUUAUAUUGUUUGGAAAUUAUUUAGUACAAUUUUGAAUAGCUCUACCUACUAUUUUACUUAAAUAUUAAUUUAGGGCCUAUGCAGAAAAAAUGUUUAGAGGGAAUAAACAAAUAUCAUCUUUAUGUCACUCAAUAUUCUAUUAAAAUAUUAAAAUCUCCUUACAUGUGUUUUAUGCACAUAUUUAUGAAUUUUGUGAAUCUUUAUUAUUGUAUUAGGUACAUAGGAUUAGAUUAAAUUGAGAUUAAAUAAUUAAAUUCAAAAAUGUUAUUUUUUUAUAGUGCAUUGACUGCCGCUAUUCUUCUUUAACUUCCCUUCUCAAUAAAUUAGGGGCAAUAUGUCUUGUUGUAUCAUAUAUAAAUUAAACUAAAUUAAUUUACCGAUUAAAUUAAGUAUGUAGUAUUAUAGGUUUCAAUAACAGAGUACUUAUUAAUUAUUCAUUAUUAUUUUUAAAUAUCCUACGGCACUGAUAUUAAUUCAACAGUGUUAAUAAUGUAUUAUGUAUAUAGCAUACAGCACCGCUCCUAAAAUUAUAGAUCCCUUAAUAUUUCGGAGGAUUUUAUUAAACCCUUGACCCCUUACACUGUAUUAAACUCACUAUCUAUAACGUGUAUUGUUUACUUAUAUUGUACUUAACUAUGUUUUGUAAAUUUUUUUUUGUACUUUGAAAAAAAAAACGUUUUGACUUGAUGUAUACUUAAAAUUCAAACUUUAAUCAUUUUACAUGCUCAAAUAACUAUUUUUAUUUAUUAUUGUAUUUUAUAGACAAUAUAUUAUGUACGUUUUAAGAAAAUAAUGAAAUAAAAAUCAUUAUUUUUUAUUAAGUAUAAAUAGUAUUAAUAUAAUUGUAUUUGUUUUUAACCCUAAAAACAGUAGUUACAAAAUAUUACCCUUCCAUUUUUUAACACCUAUCUAUACUUUAUUUAUAUUACUGUAAAUUAAUUGUAUUCAUUAUUUUUUUCUUACAAAUUAUGUAGAUUUUACUAUAUGAUUAAUACAUUGCAAUAGUAUAACAGAUUGGUUUUAUGUUAUCGUGAUCUAGUGAUUAACAACGAAGGUUAUGAGUAAAUUUGAUCUUAUUCCUUUUUCAGUCAUUAUAGAAUCGUUUUAUCGUCUCAUUUUCAAUAUUGUUUUCAAAACUUUACCUAAAAUGCUAUUAUUAUUGCCACUACCUCCUAAACAUUGAUGUCAGUUGGGGGGCUUGGGUGACUUAAUUUCCCCUCCAAAACUCAAUCGAGCCCUCCAAGUCUAGUCCUAAUCAAGUAAGUAUUAAAUGUACAUAAUUUUUUUAAUCUAUUAUUCCCUCCCCAAAAAAUAUAUUUUAGCUAUUUUCCCUUAUGUUCUUUUUGCUGAAGUGUCAUUAUUCAUUAGUUAUUCUGCUUGACCUACCGAUCUUGAAUCAAAUCAAAUAAUUUGGCUUCGCAUGGAUUUAUUGCCGUUCUUGUGGAUAAAUUUAAGAGUUUUGAUAACAUUAAUUAAAAAACUAUAUGGAAAUGAUACAGUUUACUAUUAUUCGUGUUAUAAAUUGCCAUUAUUUAUCUAAAUUAUCAACAUUACAAUUAACAGGAUUUCCAUAACCCGUGUUCGUCAUGGAGAUAAAUUUUAUCAGAUUAUGUUUCCUAUGCCUGAUGGCCACGGCUGUGUACUGUAUGGAUUCUACGGGCCGAGAAUGUGGUGACCUAGGUCCACCGCCUUCCAUACUGGACAUGCCUCCGCCUCCGAUGCCGUCAUUUUUGGCUGCCGUUUUGGACGGGCAGCCAGAAAACAACGAAAUGGAUUCGGGCACCAAGGAGCUAUUGAUGGAAACCAAUGAAUUGGACUCUGGUAAACCAUGUAAGUCUAUGUGUGACUUGGACCAAGGAGUGGGAUUCAUCGAAUUACCGCAACAAGGUUUGAGCAUUUGUCGAAUUACAUAAUAUCUCUUUUGUAGAUAAGGUAUUAUUUGUUUCGUUGCAUGAGAAAUUACCCCCCUCUCCAUCCUACACAGUACUCGUACAAUUCAAAACGAACUUCAUAGAAUAACUCAGAAAGUAGAAUACGUAAUAUUUUUUUUUUUACACGAAUUUGAAAACUGACAGUAUACAUAACUUUCAGGUCCUAUUAUCGAGACCUAUUCCUGGUGGAUGUUGCUGACCACAUGCUUGCUCGUGGUGAUGCUGAUCGGCACAGUCAUACUAGUGAUCGUCAUCCGGAUGAGAGAGUGAGUAUACCAAACAGAACACUGAGUUACAAAAUAUUAUCCUAUAUUACAACCGAGCGAGGAUUUUAGGGGGAAGGUCUGUACUGCAGCCUGCACCAAACUAAAUAAUAAAAAAAAUUAUUAAGUUUGCAAAUAUUGUUUGAACGUAAUUUUAUCUAGAUAAGCAGGUAUAUACAGAAUGUCCCGCGGAGAUUUGACAAAUUUAAUAGUUCGUUCUGUUCAAUAUCUUAAUUUUAAUAAUUAUUAGAGCCUUACACUAUAAUUUUUUUUUUUUUAAUUUUUUUUUUGUUUUUACUAAAAGUAAAAGAUUACAAUUUUUAAAAACAUUUUUUUUUUUUCGUGACAAAAUCCAUACACUAACAAGUUUAUUUUGAAACAUAAUAUUGGUGUUACAAAUGUUCACUAUAACGAUAUGUCGCUGAUUCUCUACAAUAUUGUUUGAAGUUUAGAAAAAUCAUUAACAAACAUUUUUUUCGUAGAAAGAUUAAUGAAUUGAUCGAUAUUGUGAGUAUUGAUAUUGAAAGCGAUUAAAAUUAUAUAGUAAACAUAAAAACAAUUUUAGACAAUUACCGGUUCAUCAUAAAUAAACAUUUGCAUCGCCCGAAUUUUAUUUCGAAAUGAAUGUAUGAAAUAGCUCGGAUUUUAAAAAAAAUGUUACAACUAUUUUCAUUUUUAGUUUUAAAAAAAAAUAACAUUCAAACCAUAUUGCAAAGCUCUAGAAAUAUUAUAAAAAAAAAAAUAAUAAUAAAAUAAUAAAAUAAAACGGAUAAGCUUUUGUCGGAUCUCCGCGGGUCGUCCUUAUUUAUCGAGCGAGCUUGUCCUAAUGCAUUUUCCGGCUCUGGCCCGCAGUAAAAAACAACGCUGGAGCAAAUCGGACUUCAGCCCGGAGCCGAAAAAGAGUCCGCCGCUGUACGACACCAUCGACAUUUCGCCGAAAACGUUUUGGGCCACGCUGUCGCCCACGGGCAACAUCGACACGACCGCCACGACCCGCCGACCGGUGCACCACCAUCCGCAGACCAUAGCCAACCCGAACUUCGAGAACGGAGCGUACUACCCGUACGAGCAGCAGCACGAGUACCAACAGAUCACCACCAUCCGCCGCACCGUGCCCGAGUACCAGACCAUCAGGCCGCACGUGUCGUCGCCCACGCGCAUCGAACACCCGAACAUGCCGCCGUUGAACCUGUACAGAUCGAUACGCCGGAUUUCGGAUUUGGAAUCGCCGUAAAACGCCGUCGCCGCCGGCGGCGAGUCUCGUCGCCCGGCCGACGGCUAUAAUAUUCCGGCGUCGUCGCGUGUUUCUCGCCCCGCCUAGCCGCACCCNGGACCGCCCUCCCACCUUCACUCCCUCCCUGGCUAUCACCUCCCGAGUAGCGGAAACGCCGCCGGUAUUUCGCGUCCUCCCGCACCGAUGAUCCCGAAAUCGCGUUUUCCAUUCGACCGCACACUCUGCGGUGUUCGAUUGGAUAUUAUCCUAUGGACGGUCUUUGACGUUAUUUAGUGACGGCUAUAAUAACAAUAAUAGUACGCGUAUGGUGGUCAUUGCGAUAAUAUUCUACGCUACAGUAUGAUAUUAUAAUAGGUGCAGAACGAUUGUUUUGUAAGAGUGAACCGGCGACGAUUAUAAUAAUUAAUAUUGUCUACGAAUAGAUUUUCAGUGAAUUUUUUUUUUUUUUUUUAUUUCCAAAAGGUUGUACUAAAGAAUAGCUGCGAAAAAAGAAAAUUUUCUAAUCAAAUGUACACGAAUUUUUCGUACGAACGAUAAUCGUAACGGUAAAACCGUCACCCUGUAUACCCGUGCUAUCGUGGGAUAUUAUUAUGGGCAUACGCGUAUUUUACCUUUUAUUUAAUUUUUUUUUUUUUUUUCAACGGAUUCAACGGUUCGUAAUAAUCGCACGGCGCGCUGCACAUAAUACCUACACAACAACAAUGAGAAAAACACGUUUCAGGAUAUAAAUCCUAACAUUUUUUUGUUGUGUUUUUUUCUUCUUCGUCUGUCGUUAUAUUGUGUAUACGGUUAUUAUUGGCGAAACGUGCAAAAUAUAGAAAUCGAUGUUUCGUAGGUACUGUUUCCGAAAAUAAUUCUCCCUGUAAAAAACGUGCACGUGUAACUAUAAUGCGCGUGACGUCACGUCGUCGUUUGACGAAAUUUAAUAUUAUUAACCGCGCGACUUACCGAAUUUUCGUUCAGCGAGAACAAUAAUAAUAUUUCUCUGCGCCGUUAGUUUUAAUAUUAAAGUGAAUCGACCUAUUAUCAAAAUUAAAGAUAAUAACAUUAUCCGAGUCAUCGUUGUUUUUCGCAUAAUUUUAAUUUUACAAUAAUUUUAAGCGUGGUAUGGGUGUGCGAAAAAUCACGAUUUGAAAAUAAAUCUUAUAACUCGCUUGAAAAUUAAAAUUACGAGAAAAAAAACGACGAACGCUAAGCGGAAUAUGACGUUGUUAUCUUUAAGUUUGAUAAUAGGUCACUUCGUUCUAAUAUUAAAACCGACGGCACAGAGUUGUCUCCGCCGAACGAAAAUUUACAUAUGUCGCGCGGAGACAGCACGUCAUGUGGAUGUAACGUCCACUUUACUCUGUUGUAGUGUUACUGUCGGGCUCAAACAAAAGCUCUCAAUGAAAAUAAGAAAAAAAACUUCCCCUUAAACGUCGAUUACGCUGGGCGAGUUCACGAGUUUACUCGCUACUAUCCGCGUGUCGUUUCACGUUACCGGUUUCAAUAAUUUAUCACCUAAAUAGUGCUGGAGUGCUAUGCGUAUAGUUGUACAUUUAAUUGCGAUUUAACGGUGAUUAUUGACGGUUUAAAUAUCGAAACACCCACGAUAUUUGAAUUUACCGACGGCGGUUGGACAUCGGUAAUAUACUUUAUUUACCUACUAAAAAAUAUCCAAACCGGGUGCAAACGCGAGAAAAAUAACAGAUAGUCGUGAGGGGGAGAGGGUGGUAAAUUGAUAUCGUCAUUGUACCGCUGUUGUAUACAUUUAAAAUCUCAUAGUAGAUAUUCUUUUUUUUUUUUUUAAAUUAUAAACAAUUUGAAGACUUUAUAUUUUAUAUUAUUACUAUUAAAUUUAAGAACGCGAACCUAAUAAAUAAUCUCAUUUUGUUAUAAAUUAUAAAAAUACUGUACCUAUACACCUAGUAUUCUUCUGUUAUGUUGUAUUUAUUUUUUUUUGUUAAAAUGUUUUAUUUAUUAGAUAUUUUUUUUAUUUUAUUUUUAUUUCGUAUGUAUUUCAAUACCUACCAUAUAAUAUUAUUAUUAUUGUACAAACUGGAU